AUGUCUUCCGCCCCUGCUGCCUGGAGACACGCGUCUCGAGUCUGUCAAAGGCGUCUGCCUACCCGCGGCGCCUGGAUUGCCCCCCGCCAGAUCUUCGCCACUGUCCCCGGCGCUCGCUCUUAUGUCACCAAGACCAAGGCCGGUCAAGCUCAGGUCAACGUCGAUACCGCCAUCAAGGAGGAGCAGAAAUCUUUCAUGAAACAGGCUGGCAUCGCGCCCCAGAAUGUCGACCUCCCCGGCGCUCCUACUUCGGGUGACGCCGCCAUGAGCCCGUCCGCCGGCAUCCUCAAGCAAGCGACCGUGAUGGACCAAGGCACUCGUCCCAUCUACCUCGAUAUGCAGGCUACCACCCCGCUGGACCCCCGUGUUCUCGACGCGAUGCUCCCUUAUCUCACCGGCAUCUAUGGAAACCCGCACUCGCGCACACACGCCUACGGAUGGGAAUCGGAGAAGGCCGUGGAGCAGGCCCGUGAGCAUCUCGCCACGCUGAUUGGAGCCGACCCCAAGGAGAUCAUCUUCACCAGCGGUGCCACGGAGAGUAACAACAUGAGCUUGAAGGGUGUGGCCCGUUUCUUUGGACGUUCUGGCAAGAAGAAGCACAUCAUCACAACUCAGACUGAGCACAAGUGCGUGCUUGAUAGCUGCCGCCACCUGCAGGACGAGGGCUUUGAGGUCACCUACCUGCCCGUGCAGAACAACGGUCUGAUUCGCAUGGAAGAUCUCGAGGCCACGAUUCGGCCGGAGACCGCCAUUGUCAGUAUCAUGGCGGUUAACAACGAGAUUGGUGUGAUCCAGCCCUUGGAGGAGAUUGGCCGCCUGUGCCGCUCCAAGAAGGUCUUCUUCCAUACCGACGCUGCUCAGGCCGUCGGUAAGAUCCCGCUCGAUGUGAACAAGUUGAAUAUCGAUUUGAUGUCCAUCUCGAGCCACAAGAUCUACGGACCCAAGGGUAUCGGUGCUUGCUACGUUCGCCGUCGUCCUCGUGUCCGCCUGGAUCCCAUCAUCACCGGUGGUGGUCAGGAGAGAGGUCUGCGUAGCGGAACUCUCGCCCCGCAUCUGAUUGUCGGUUUUGGUGAAGCAUGCCGACUGGCUUCGCAGGACAUGGAGUACGACACUAAGCACAUUGAGCGUCUCUCGAAGCGCCUGUCCGAGGGUCUCCUGGGCAUGGAGCACACCACUUUGAACGGUGACCCCAAGGCCCACUACCCGGGUUGUGUCAACAUCUCCUUCGCCUAUAUUGAGGGCGAGUCCCUCCUGAUGGCCCUGAAGGACAUUGCUCUUUCCUCAGGUAGUGCUUGUACCUCUGCUUCGCUGGAACCCAGCUACGUUCUGCGCGCGCUUGGCAGCAGCGAUGAGAGCGCUCACAGCAGUAUCCGUUUCGGUAUUGGUCGAUUUACCAGUGAUGCGGAGAUUGACUACGUCCUGAAGGCUGUCAAGGAGCGUGUGCAGUUCCUGCGCGAGCUGAGCCCACUUUGGGAGCUGGUGCAGGAAGGUAUCGACCUGAACACAAUCGAGUGGAGCCAACACUGA
Messenger RNA from Penicillium argentinense, 1527 nucleotides. Its product is annotated as IscS subfamily cysteine desulfurase. Bases 1 to 1527 code for a protein of 508 amino acids. Gene Ontology annotation, cellular component: mitochondrion; nucleus; cytosol. The record is from RefSeq and is a predicted model, not a curated record. Gene Ontology annotation, biological process: [2Fe-2S] cluster assembly. Lineage: Eukaryota; Fungi; Ascomycota; Eurotiomycetes; Eurotiales; Aspergillaceae. The transcript is spliced from 2 exons. Gene Ontology annotation, molecular function: pyridoxal phosphate binding; cysteine desulfurase activity.